Messenger RNA from Ramularia collo-cygni, 594 nucleotides. RefSeq lists its product as uncharacterized. Lineage: Eukaryota; Fungi; Ascomycota; Dothideomycetes; Mycosphaerellales; Mycosphaerellaceae. The record is from RefSeq and is a predicted model, not a curated record. The coding region runs from base 1 to 594 and encodes 197 amino acids. The transcript has a single exon.
AUGAACAAUCUCUUCGUUCAAAAUCACCAAGCCUCCUCUGAUACAGGAGCCAUGUCUGCCGAUGGAAACCCACCCCCUCAGUGCGCAGAAGACGUCGUAGAAGACGACGGGAGCACCAUGACAUCCGACGGCGCAUGGGGUUGCUACACACCUACCACCACUGCCUCAUUCCCUCCGCUCUUCAUCAGCGCGAUCCCUUGGCCUGAGAUCUCAUAUAUGAUCCUUGAGAAGAAGUCCCGCAAAGCCAUGACGCUCACAUCCUCUGGCCUCCUCCUCCAAGAUCCCCCCACAGAGGGAGCCAACGCAUCGAACACCUGGCUAUGCGUCUCCAAAGACAACCAUACAGGUUUCUAUAACACCUCCGCUAAAGUCUAUCUUGGGCAUGACGGGAAAUGUAGUUCUCAAAGCGUCGAGCACGCGGUGGUGGGAAAGAUGGCGGAAUGGGAGUGUUUCAUCGCGAGACAGCAUCCUAAGGGAGGCUAUCUGUUGUUGUCGCCGUUUUGGUCUGAGUUGUGGAUUGUGGGGGUAGGAGAGGAGGGAAAGAUCAUGAGGGGCAGACAUGAGAAUACGGUUUGGGAUUUCGAGGAGGUCUGA